GACUUGGUGAUCACGUCAAGGACACGAAAGCCGGCUGGCGACCGCCGUUUUGAUGGCGACCUCGAGCGACACAGCGAGUGCCGCGACGACACACGAGGCGGGCCGGGCAAGCGCCGCCAGCGCGGCGGGCCGUAAGAAGCCGCGGCUUCGGAGAGUCGGGCCUUACGUCCUCUCCGGCCGAACGCUUGGAAUUGGCCGCAACGGCCCUGUCUUUCACGCGAUCAGCCGCCUUGACGGGCUCGAAGUGGCGGUCAAGAUUGUCCGUCACAAGGCUGGCGACGACGCGAUCGACCCGGAGGUGGCGGCGCUGGAGCGCGUGGGCCGCCACCCCAACAUUGCUCGUCUCGUCGACUCCUGCAGGACAGCGAGCGGGUACGACAUCAUCGUGACCGAGGCGGUGGGCGGAGGGGAGCUGCUCGGCCUGGUGGAGCGAGUCGGGCGGGUGCCCGAGGAGCGCGCAAAGGUGCUUCUCGCGGGCGUGGUCUCCGGCGUGCUCCACAUGCACUCGCGCGGCUUGGCGCACCGCGACCUCAAGCUCGAGAACCUUCUCCUCACCGAGGCGGGCGGCUCGCACGUCAAGAUCAUCGACUACGACAACGCGCACUUCGACCCUCCCGCGGCUGCCGCUCAGGGCUGCCUCGGCCCCGCCCUCGAGCCAGGCCUCGGGCGAGGGCGUGCCCCCCUCUCGCUCACGUGCUCGCGCGUCUGCGGCACGAGCUCGUACGCCGCACCCGAGGUGAUCUCCGCGAGCCGCGAGCGGAGGUACGACGGCAAGCAGGCCGACGUCUGGUCGCUCGGCGUGUGCAUCUUCGCCCUCGUGCUCGGCAUCUUCCCUCUGGAAGAGGCGAGCGAGGAGGACGAGAUCGGCCCGAGAUCACCCGAGAGUCGCCCCAGCCCGAGACCGAGCGGGUGCCGAGCUGGUGCCAGCGACAAGGACCCGCGCUUCGAGGCGCUCAAGCGCGCGCAGCUGGAGAACCGCUCAUCCGUCGAGUCCAUCCUUUGCCUGUACCGCCGCGAGGACAAGCUCUCGCCGGCUCUGACGGCGCGAGAUUGCCCGAGAUUACCCGAGGCUCUCCUCGACGGGAUGCUGCUCGUCGACCCGUCCACGCGCCUCACGAUGGCGGACGUGCAGGCGAGCCGCUGGUUCCGCACCCUCGCACAAAGGCUGGGAGACGACCCCGCGCCGCCGCGGACCCCCGCGGCCGGCGGCAAGUCGUUCGGCAAGUCGUUCGGCGGCCUGCUGCGCCUCUCCCUCUCGCCAUACGGCCGGAGCAGCGAGGACGAGUCGAGCCUCACCUCGCCAAGGUCCAUCCUCGACCUGGCGGCCUCGCCGGACCACGACAGGGCGGCCGCGGGCGCGCAGGCGCCGCGCGCCGCAGCCGACUGGCUCGACUCGAAGGUGUCGGCGCGGUUGCGGAAGGCGGGCCACCAGCAGGCCGAGGCGGGCGGCCACCACCGGGCCGCCUCCAUUGGAGUCCCCAUCAUCGACCCAGACACGUCGAUCAGCGGCAGGAGCUUGCCUCGCGGGCAGUGCGAGUUCGACGACGAGGGCGACGGCGCCACCCCUCGUGCUCUGGCUGCAACCCCUUCCACCUCCUCAGCUCUCGCCUCCUCGGCUGCCCCCUCUCCCACCGCCCCCACCGCUCCGGCGAGCGCGGCCGCGUCUCAGCGCAGGGCUGAGUCGUGGCUCCACCGGAUCGGCCGGCGCUGA
Messenger RNA from Emiliania huxleyi CCMP1516, 1711 nucleotides. RefSeq lists its product as hypothetical. Gene Ontology annotation, cellular component: cytoplasm. The record is from RefSeq and is a predicted model, not a curated record. The coding region runs from base 53 to 1711 and encodes 552 amino acids. NCBI's taxonomy places the organism in Eukaryota, Haptophyta, Isochrysidales, Noelaerhabdaceae. The transcript has 9 exons. Gene Ontology annotation, biological process: intracellular signal transduction; protein phosphorylation. Gene Ontology annotation, molecular function: ATP binding; protein serine/threonine kinase activity.